Rhinichthys klamathensis goyatoka is the source of this 3421-nucleotide messenger RNA. It is a transcript of the gene ldlra, whose product is annotated as low density lipoprotein receptor a. The record is from RefSeq and is a predicted model, not a curated record. Gene Ontology annotation, molecular function: calcium ion binding; protein binding. Bases 80 to 2692 code for a protein of 870 amino acids. NCBI's taxonomy places the organism in Eukaryota, Metazoa, Chordata, Actinopteri, Cypriniformes, Leuciscidae. The transcript is spliced from 18 exons.
CAGCGCCUUUUAUUUAUUACAAACAUACAAACCACAUCAAUAAACAGAGAAACGAGGGGCUUCAGCUCAUUGAGAGACAAUGGGGAUCUCAGUAAUGUUUUUACUGGCAGUUACAUUCUUCUGUCCUGUUCAUACAGGUGUCUUGACUUGUGAUCCACGGCAGUACAAGUGUGGCAAUGGAAAGUGCAUCACAUCCAGAUGGGUUUGUGAUGAAGCUGAUGACUGUGGAGACGGCACUGAUGAACUUCCUGCUGCCUGCUCGAUGAGGACCUGCAGACCCAGUGAAUUCAGUUGUGGUGGGCGACUAAACCAGUGCGUGCCAAAGACUUGGAAGUGUGACGGCAAAGCGGACUGUGAGAAUAGUGCGGAUGAGGAAGGCUGUGCUCCUCGGCGGUGUCUGGAGGGCGAAUUCAGGUGUGGCAAUGACCAGUGUGUGACGACUGCGUUUGUGUGUGAUGGUGAGAUAGACUGUGACGACGGCAGUGAUGAAGUCUCCUGUCAGCCCACCACGUGUAGCUCAACCUCCUUCAGGUGCAACAAUGCACAGUGUGUGCCUCGAUUGUGGGUCUGCGACGGAGAUGCCGACUGUGCUGAUGGCUCCGACGAACUGCCUCAGAAAUGCAGCCCAGGGACGCCUAAACCUACCAAAAAUCCAUGCUCCUCUAUGGAAUUUCAUUGUGGCAGUGGGGAAUGCAUACACAGUAGCUGGAAAUGCGAUGGGGGAGAAGACUGCUUGGAUCGCUCAGAUGAGAAAAACUGCUCCUUGCCCACAUGCCGACCGGAUGAGUUCCAAUGUGGCGACGGAUCUUGCAUCCACGGCAGCCUGCAGUGCAACCACAUAAAUGACUGCAAAGAUUUGAGUGAUGAGCUGGGCUGUGUUAAUGCGACCCAUUGUGAUCCACCACACAGGUUUAAGUGCCGCAGCGGUGAAUGCAUCGGCAUGGAAAAAGUUUGCAACAAUAAACGAGACUGUAGAGAUUGGUCCGAUGAGCCAUUGCGAGAAUGCGAUUCUAACGAGUGUCUUUACAACAACGGUGGUUGCUCUCAUAUCUGUAAUGACCUGAAGAUUGGUUAUGAGUGUCUGUGUCCCACUGGCUUCCAAUUGAUGAACAAGAGGCGUUGCGAAGACAUCGAUGAGUGUGCCAACCCAGACACCUGCAGCCAAAUCUGUGUCAACCAGAUUGGUAGUUACAAGUGUGAGUGUGAAGAUGGCUACCAGGUGGACCCAGCCAGCAAGGCCUGCAAAGCUAUUGGAACCAUUGCCUACUUAUUUUUCACUAAUCGGCAUGAGAUAAGGAAGAUGACCCUGGAUCGUAGCGAGUAUGCACGUGUUAUUCCCCGCCUGAAGAACGUUGUGGCGCUGGAUAUGAAUAUUGCUUCCAGGGAGAUCUACUGGUCGGAUUUAUCCCUCAAAAAGAUAUACAGAGCACCAAUGGAUACUGCAGAUAACUCCUCCCAACACACCGUUGUGAUUGGCAGUGGCUUAGAUGCACCUGAAGGUAUUGCUGUCGACUGGAUCCAUGGAAACAUCUACUGGACGGACAGUAUCAAAGGUGCCAUAUCUGUGGCAACAGCGGAUGGAAGCAGACGCAAGACUCUCUUCAAAGACAACCUGGCUAAGCCGCGUGCUAUAGUGGUCGACCCUAUCCAGAACUUCAUGUUCUGGACUGAUUGGGGCACAUCAGCCAAGAUUGAGAGAGGUGGUCUUAAUGGAGGGGACCGUAGUGCCCUAGUUACGGAUAACAUUGUCUGGCCCAACGGAAUAACCCUUGACCUUUUGAACCAGCGUCUGUACUGGGUUGACUCCAAACUUCAUACUCUCUCCAGCAUCAGCGUACAGGGAGGCGGUCGGCGUACACUAAUCGUUGACCAAGGCAAACUUGCUCACCCACUGGGUCUCACUGUUUUUGAGGAGAGAGUGUUUUGGACGGACGUGAGCAAUAACGCAAUUCUAAGUGCAAAUCGUGUGACUGGAGGAGACAUCACAAAAGUGGCCGAACACCUCUCAUCCCCAGAGGACAUUGUCCUGUACCACAACCUCAAACAGCCCAUUGGAAUCAACUGGUGCAAGGUCAACAACGGUCGCUGUGAGUUCCUGUGCCUUGCUGCCCCUCAAAUCAAUAGAUUCUCACCCAAGUACACAUGUGCCUGCCCAGACAACAUGAUGUUGGCCGAAGACAUGAGAAAAUGUAUUCCAGCUGUUGUCACACCAGCAUCUCCUGUCAGGCCUGAAAUAGUUCCAACUAGUCAUACUCAAGUACCUUCAAAGAUGACACCAAAAUCUGCUGGCCCUUCCACUACCAAUGCGCAACCUUCAACCACUCCUGCUCCUGUGACCCCUAACCGACCCACUCAAGCUGCCCCAUUCAAGCCUUCCCAAACCACAACUAAACUUCCUUUAUCCACCCAGACAGAUGACAACUAUGGUAAUGUUAAAGCUGUCUCCGAACCAUCAUCUUCCACACCGUGGGCCUUGUACAUUGUGGUUCCUCUUGCAAUCCUGUGUUUGGUUGUGGGAGGCGCUGUGCUGUUCUGGAGAAAGUGGCGUCAGAAAAAUACCAACAGCAUCCACUUUGACAACCCGGUUUAUCAAAAGACCACUGAGGACCAGGUGCACUUAUGCAGAAACCGUAGUUCUGAUGGCUAUAUUUACCCGCAGAGACAGAUUGUGAAUCUUGAUGAUGAAAUAUGAUGAUGACAUAGUGGUCCAUGCUGAAACUGACAACGUUUCAAGAGUAGAGCCUUAUUUGAUGUCUUACCAACUUGGAAGUCAGUUCUUCAGCAAAACAACAUUUGUGGAACAAUGGAGAUACAAACCACCUUUCCACACAAGGCAAUCAGUGCAAAAACAAUUCAGGACAGACUAAAAAAAAACAUGAAAACAAAGAAACCUCAAACAACAACAACCUCAGCUUAUCAAGGCUGCUUAACACUUCACUAUAUAUAAAUAAUAUCAAGAUUAUAUAUAGUGAUCAAUUUUAACAGCACUUACAAAUCAAGGUUUUAUUUUCAUGAGAUGUCCAUGAUAAGUUAUUGUAAAUAGAAUAUGUAUUAGUAUAUUUUAAAGAGUUAAAAUAAAUUUUAUAUGUAUUUUAAAAGUUUUUUUUGUUUUUUUUUGGAGGGAUCAAAAAUUACAUUGCAUACCAUUAACGUUUUCCAAAAUAUUUGGUUCAUAUAUUUUAAUUAAUUAAAGAUACAGUACAUUUGAAUAUUUUAUGCAAAAAUAGACCAUUUACUGUCAUAAGCUGUCAAGUUUGUGUUCCUAAUGUUUUAUGCCAUUGUUUACACCAAUUGCUGUCAUCCUGUUUUUGUUUUGUUUUUUUUUGUGCCAAAAUGGUCAACGUUACAUAUGAAACUGCUUGUUCACGAUAAAAAUACUUUCUCAUAUGCAGUAUUGAUAUAGUUUCUCUUUAUCUCAGCA